CUUGGUGAGCACACCUAGCACUCUCCACUGUUGUGUGCUGCUGCCCAGCUGAACAUGCCAGAUACAUGCUCAAGACACGCUCUGGCCUGGAGUAGACAGGCAAUGCUGGAUCUCCUUAGCCUGUGGGAACAAGAGGCUGUGCAGGCACAGCUACAGACCAGCUGUAGAAAUGUGGACAUCUAUGAGCAGAUUGCUUGAGGAAUGCAGAAGAAGGGGUAUGACAGGGAUCUGAAGCAGCGCCGCGUGAAAGCGAAGGAAUUCCAGCAGACAUACCAGAAGGCCAGAGGGGCUAACAGUUGAUCUGGUGCCAAGCCAGAGACCUGCUGAUUUUACAAAGAGUUGCAGGUCAUAUGUGUUGGAGACCCCACCAGCACCUUGCCUGCAACCUCUGAAGCGCUUGAGUCACAGGCCCGUGGCGAGAACAGCGAGGAGGAGGGACAUGCUAUCAGGGGAUCCCGCUAUGUCACAAGUCAGGACCUGUCUGAUACUCUACCACACUCCAGUGAGUUCCGGCCAUUGAGUACGGGUGAGCCCGAUGGAGGAGAAAGAACCUCAGGGUAAGUAUGUAAUUGUAUUUCUUAUUAUUAUGAUGUACUGAUGGUGCCCCCAGCUUAACAGGACACUGCUAUUGACUUUUUGUUAACUUUACUUCUCCUUGUUGUACCACUACCUCUUCUGGUAUAAGUAAGUUAUCUGCUUUUCAUUCCCCUGUAGAGUUAGGUGGGGUCGAGGGGGAGGGGGAAAUGUGGAGCAGUUUGUGUAUGUACACAGGGAUGUCCCUCGAAUCCUCCUGAGACAUCUUGACAAAACUUUCAUGGAGGUACUCUGCAAUCCUCUCCAGAAAGUUUCUAAGGAUGGCAGCCUUAUUUCUUCCUCUGCAGUAGGACACUUUCCCAUGCCAGUUGGCGAUAACUUUGGCAGGCACCAUUGCAAUAAACAGGCUAGCAGCAUAUGGGCCUCUGUGACUUCAGGACUCCAGCAGCAGCUGUAUUCUCUGUGCCUUUGUCAUGCUCACGAGUGAGAUAUCAGCUAAAAUCACCGCCGCCUGUGGGAAAAUGGUGCCAAUAUUCAGUGACAUUGCCUGGUUCUCGUAAUUUCAUGCACUUGAGCAAUUCUCUCCUCAUUUCCCUUGUCCCUGCCAGGUCAAACUCAUCAUGGCUGCUGCUGUGAGUUGGGCCAUCCACAAGCACUCUGAAGCAAAAGUGUCAAUAAGCAUGUCUUGUUUAAAAGUUUAGGGGAGCAAGGGAGGGGAGUUCUGAAUCAUAACUUUCACUUUCCAUUGUGACUGUACCUACUAUGGUACCUCUGGAUGUUUUACCUGUAGCUGCAGCAGUUGCAACCUUGAGGGGUUACCCCUCCACACCCAUGGAACGCCUGCACCAGGCAAGGAAGAGAAGGAAGAGGACUCAUGGUGACGUGUACAGUGAGAUCCAGUGCUGAUUCAGAUCCUUAGCAGAGGGUGUGGAGGGUGAAUAUUGCAGACUGUAAGGAGAAGGAAAGAGCAGACAGGAGAAAGGUGCAGAAAAAGGAGAGGGAGAUGCAUCAGGACAUAAUGGGGCUUCUCCAGCAGCAAACACAGGUGCUGCAGACUCUUGUGGAACUACAGAUUCAACAGUCAUGGACUUGCCUCCCUUUGCAGUCCACAGAUAACUCCAUUACAGCAUGUUCCCUACACCUCCCGCCCCAAUAUUCCAUGCAGCAUCAGGGGCUGCAUCCCUACCUUGCCACUCCACCCUGGGGACUUUUAAAGACAGCCACAACUUCACAUACAGUGACCUGAGAGCCAUGGUUGAUGUAUGUGUAGGUAAAAUGGACAUGAAUGUACUUUCCACUUCUUUAAGUGCUGUUCCAUAAAUGUAUGAAGGUUUUAAUGUAUUUGCAUUUAAUUUGCACAGAAUUUUUUUUUGCAGUGUGUUUUGUUACACAAUAAAAAUCUGUUGUUUGGAAAAUUAUUUAUCUUUAUUAAUUCUCAACAUAUGCUGCAGAAUGCCUGGUGGUACUGAAAGCACCCACUUGUUGUAUAGUAUGACACAACUCAUUGGAUCAGUAAAAAAAAACCCUACCAGUGUAGUAAUCACAAAUGUACAACAAACGUCACAAAAUUAAUAGGUGCAUUGACACCGUUUAUUCAUAGAUGUACACGAAGUGCCACAUAAUUCCUAACAGGCCCCAAAACAGCAGGAUCAGGGAGAGCACAGUACACCACAACGUUACAGUGGCUCAUUGUUAAAGUGCUCUUUCAAAGCCUCCCUUAGCCGUAUGUAUAGCUUCAUGUUGAGCUCUUCUAAUAGUCCUUGUGUCUGGCUGUUCAAACUCAACAAACAGCUGAUGCAUCUCUGCCCUUCAUUCUGCUGGCAAGUUUUCUCCCUUGCUUCACAGAUGUUAUACAGGACACAGCAGGCAUCUAUAACCACUGGGUUUUUUUUGUCACUAAGACCGUGCUGUGAGUAAACAACGCCACUAUCCAUUCAGUCUACCAAAAGCACAUUCACCUGUCAUUCAGAACCUGCUGAGCUGGUAGUUGAAUCUUUCCUUGGUGCUGUUGAGGUGGCUGGUGUACAGCUUCAUGAGCUGGGGAGCAGAGGGUAGGCCUGGUACCCCAGGAUCACUACUGGCAUUUCAACAUUGCCAGUGGUAAUCUGCUGAUCUGGAAAGAAAGUCCCUGCGGGUAACUUUUUGAAUAGUCCUGUGUUCUUAAAGAUGUGAGCACCAUGCACCUUCUCUGACCACCCAACGCUGAUGUUAGUGAAGCAUCUCCCAUGAUCCACCAACGCUUGCAUAACCACAGAAUAUUAGCCAUUUCUGUUGAUUUACUUUGUGGCAAGGUGGUCUGGUGCAAGAAUAUAUAUAUGUAUAUGAGUGCUGUCUAUUGCUCCACAGCAGCUGGGGAAGCCCAUUGCUGCAGAUCUAUCCACUAUGUCCUGCACAUUGCCAAGAGUCACAGUCCUGUAUAGCAUGAGACAAUGGCCCCUAUGGUUAAUUUUCCAACUCCAAAAUGCUUUCCCGCUGACUGGUAGCAAUCUGGUAUUGCAAGUUGCCAGAGCACUAUCGCCCAUCACUUCUCCGGUGUCAGUGCAGCUCUCAUUUUGGUGUCCGUGCCCUGGAGUACUGGGGUAAGUGCGGCACACAGAUCCGGGAAUGCUCCCCUUCUCAUCUGAAAGUACUGCAGCCACUGCUCAUCAUCCCAAGCGUGCAUUACAGUGCAAUCCCACCAAUCAUUUCUUGGGUCCAGAUUCGGCACUCUGCUACCUGUAGCUGCUCCGUGAAUGCCACUAGCAACCUUGAAUUGGUCCUUGUUUUGUUCCACAACAAUCUAUCCUCCAAGAAAUUGUCAUGCUCCUUGCUGAUUCGGUUCUUUUUCCAGCUCUGCAGAUACCUGAGGAUAGUGCAUCCUAUGCUUGCAACUCUCAUGACAGUAGGCCACAGCUAGGCAGGCUCCAUGCUUCUGUCAGAGAUGGUGGACAGCGAGGAGGGCUGUGUGGGUUCAUGGGAUUUUUUUUAAAAGGCAUGAAAAUUUGGGGAUGGGGAAAGUUGCAUCCUGGGAAGUUGACCCCUUGCUCCCAGUCACCUCUGUGUGACUUGUUUCUGCUGCAUUAUGCAUUGCCAAAACUUCUUAAGAGAGUGCACUGGACGGUGGUGAGUUGCACACUGGGAUACCUAUCCAUGGUUCAUCGUACUAUGCUUUGACACAAGCACUCCAGGUGUGUAUGUGCAGCACGAUGCAAGGAACCAAGUAGGCAAGUGCACAAGUGAUAUACCAACUGCGGCAGCUCUAUGCUGAUUUAACUUGCAUUGGCAAAAGUUUGUAGCGUAGACGGCAUGUUAGCUCAAGUGGCAGAGCCUGUGCAGUGGAUCUUAAGGUUCCAACGUUGCUGAUGAACCUCAAGUACUCAAAUUAGGAAAUGUUAGGUUUAAGGUUAAUAGAUUGGCUAAGUAAUAGGUAUCUUCUUUUUGUUGGUUGCCUCUUUAUUAAAUGCUGCUGUUUUUUCUUGUCAGGGUUCACAAAAAGAGCUGUUGAAUUUGACUCAGCAAGAUUACAUGAAUCGGAUUGAAGACCUCAAUCAGUCACUGAAGGAUGCCUGGGCCUCUGAUCAGAAAGUAAAAGCUCUAAAAAUAGUUAUCCAGUGUUCUAAACUUCUUUCGGACACAACAGUAAUCCAGUUUUAUCCAAGUAAAUUUGUUCUAAUUACAGAUAUACUUGAUACAUUUGGAAAACUAGUAUAUGAAAGAAUUUUAUCCAUGUGUCUGGAUAAUCGCAGCUCUUUACCAGAUAAUUUUACUCCAGAAAGUGUUAAUGAUACUGCCAAAGAAACCUGUUUAAACUGGUUCUUCAAGAUUGCUUCAAUCAGAGAGCUCAUUCCCAGAUUCUAUGUGGAAGCAGCAAUACUGAAAUGCAACAAGUUUCUGUCCAAAACGGGAAUUUCAGAAUGUCUCCCGCGACUAACGGCUAUGAUUAGAGGAAUUGGAGAUCCACUGGUUGCAGUCUAUGCAAGAGCGUACUUGUGCAGGGUCGGAAUGGAAGUAGCUCCUCAUCGUAAAGAAAGCCUUAACAAGAAUUUUUUUGACUUCCUUCUAACAUUUAAACAAAUGCAUGGGGAUACUGUUCAGAAUCAGCUGGUAGUGCAGUGUGUGGAGAUUCCAUUGUAUUUGACUCUCUACUCUCCUGCUAUAGAUUGGAUUUUACAGUGUAUCGCAUAUCGUGCUCCCGAGAUUCUGCUUACCGAGAUGAUGGAGAGAUGCAAGAAACUGGGGAACAAUGCCCUGCUGUUGAAUUCAGUGAUGUCAGCAUUCAGAGCAGAGUUUAUUGCUGCAAGGUCUAUGGAUUUUAUUGGCAUGAUUAAAGAGUGCGAUGAAUCUGGUUUCCCCAAGCAUCUUCUCUUUCGCUCUUUGGGGUUAAACUUGGCCAUGGCUGAUCCUCCUGAAUGUGAUCGCCUUCAGAUAUUAAAUGAAGCCUGGAAGGUUAUCACAAAAUUGAAAAACCCACAGGAUUAUAUUAACUGUGCAGAAGUGUGGGUGGAGUAUACCUGCAGACACUUUACGAAGCGUGAGGUCAAUACUGUUUUGGCAGAUGUUAUCAAACACAUGACUCCAGAUCGUGCAUUUGAAGAUGCCUAUCCACAGCUUCAAUCAAUUAUUCAGAAAAUUAUCACCUAUUUCCAUGACUUUUCUGUACUUUUUUCAGCGGAGAAAUUCUUACCAUUCCUGGAUAUGUUCCAGAAAGAAAGUGUGCGAGUGGAGGUUUGCAAGUGCAUUAUGGAAGCUUUUAUUAAACAUCAACAAGAUGCUACUAAAGACCCUGUCAUACUUAAUGCUCUUCUACACGUGUGCAAGACCAUGCAUGAUUCUGUGAAUGCACUAACACUUGAAGAUGAAAAGAGAAUGUUAGCAUCUUUGAUAAAUGGAUUUAUAAAAAUGGUAUCGUUUGGCCGGGACUUUGAGCAGCAGCUGAGUUUUUAUGUUGAAGCUAGGUCAAUGUUUUGCAAUCUGGAGCCUGUUCUUGUCCAGCUGGUUCAUUCUGUGAACCAACUGGCAAUGGAAACGAGAAAAGUGAUGAAAGGAAAUCAUUCCAGAAAGACAGCCGCAUUUGUCAGGGCUUGUGUUGCCUUCUGCUUCAUUACAAUUCCAUCUCUGACUAGUAUCUUUGCCCGUCUUAAUUUGUACCUGAACUCUGGACAGGUUGCCCUGGCAAAUCAGUGCCUUUCACAAGCUGAUGCUUUUUUCAAAGCUGCCGUGAGCCUGGUUCCUGAAGUGCCAAAGAUGAUCAAUAUAGAUGGGAAGAUGCGUCCCUCUGAACCAUUCCUCCUGGAAUUCUUCUGUAACUUCUUUUCCACUUUAUUAAUUGUGCCGGACCAUCCAGAACAGGGAGUGUUGUUUCUCGUGCGAGGACUACUCAAUGUGAUCCAGGAUUAUACGUGGGAGGAUAAUAGUGAUGACAAAGUUCGGAUUUACGCCAAUGUUUUGCAUCUACUCUCUGCAAUGACUCAGGAGACCUAUAUCUACCACAUAGACAAAGUUGAUUCCAAUGACACCCUCUAUGGUGGAGACUCCAAGUUCCUGAUUGAAAUUAACAAGCUGUGUGAGACAGUGGUAGCUCAGAUCCUGGACCAUCUGAAGACCCUUGGACAGGAGGAGACUCUGAAGCGCCAAAGCCAGCUGGCUCUCUACUUCUUUAAUAGUAUUUUAGCUCAUGGAGAUCUACGAAACAACAAACUAAACCAACUUUCAGUCAAUCUCUGGAACCUGGCACAGAAGCAUGGCUUUGCUGACACCAAGACUAUGGUAAAAACAUUGGAAUACAUCAAGAGGCAAAGCAAACAACCUGAAAUGAGUCAUUUUACAGAGCUGGCACUAAGACUCCCUCUGCAGUCCAGGACCUGAUGAAUGUUACCCUUUCCAGAGUCAUCUGUAACGAAGGGCAUGUUACCAAGUCCAUAAAAUAGAAGCUUUAUUCUGAGCUUUUAUUAGAGUUCAAUGUAUUUUCAUUUUUAAGUUUCACUUAAAAGUAUGACAGAUUAAUUUGGACAAGGUAAAAUUGUUCUGACAGAGUGCAAUAAUUUGAACUAAGUUUGGUUCCAAUGGUGUCAUUAAACAGAAUCUGAUUGAAAUGUUUAGAUUCAGUAAAGUGUAUCUUAAAGUUUCUGAUGGCAAAUAACAUUCUAGACCUGAAUUUGACAUAACUUUAACAACAUAGGAAGAAAAUUGUCCAAAUAAGCAUAUUCAGGAGCUCCCCCUUCCCCCCAACUUCAUUCCAUUUAGGACAUAUUAUUUUCUCCUGCGUGCGAGCAAUAUGUUGCUGUAACAUCCUAGUUCAUGAUCAGCAGUAGUUCUAGAUGAGAAUUAUGCCUCAGGCUUCUUUGUAGACAGAGUUGUUUCCAAUAUUCAUGUGGCCAGUUUCAGUAUAACAGGAAUAUGGCUGAGAUGUUACUGUUUUCUGGAUUUGAAAAACCAUUUUUGUAAUACACUUUCGCCAACAUGUUUAUGCUUUUCAUAUUAGUCUAAAAAUGUUUUGUAAAAUGGAGGGAACCUCUAAAUUUAAUCUGGCAAUCAGUGGGGAGUCUUCAGAGGAAAAUGCAAAUAUAUUUAGAGUCCCUUGUGUUUCCAGUCCAAAUGCACAGUAUCAUCAAAUAAAACCUGUUAAUGUGCAGUUUAGUUCAUCUUUGUUCCUUAUUACAUGUAUCCACAGUCAUCACCUGACUGAACAUCCUGUGAUGAUUAGUUCCAUUUGCUAUUCUACUGCUUAACAAAUUCCCCUCUGCAGUGGCAAGGAGCCAGGAUGUGAGGUUGCUGCUACUGCCAUAAAUGCCCUAGUUUUGAUUGAGUUUAGGCAAUUUACUGAGUUAUUCUCUACAAUAACCAAGGAUGACUAAAAUACUUUAGCCAAAUUUUGAGCAAGAAGUUGUCUUUUGUGGAGGGUGAAAAUUCCAUUUUGUGUGAAUGAAAUUCUCUAAUAAAAUAGCUCUGCUCUGUGGUAGAAGCUGUACUUCGUAA
Molecule: messenger RNA, 7488 nt
Organism: Chelonia mydas (Green sea turtle)
Lineage: Eukaryota; Metazoa; Chordata; Testudines; Cheloniidae
Gene: VPS35L
Product: VPS35 endosomal protein sorting factor like
Exons: 26
Coding region: 4039-6378 (779 amino acids)
Biological process (GO): endocytic recycling
Cellular component (GO): endosome
Source: RefSeq, a predicted model, not a curated record